Ruditapes philippinarum (Manila clam) is the source of this 1758-nucleotide messenger RNA. RefSeq lists its product as uncharacterized. NCBI's taxonomy places the organism in Eukaryota, Metazoa, Mollusca, Bivalvia, Venerida, Veneridae. The record is from RefSeq and is a predicted model, not a curated record. Bases 35 to 1279 code for a protein of 414 amino acids. The transcript is spliced from 6 exons.
GACAUUUCUUUGGCAGCUGCAAAGUUGAUUUUAUAUGCGAUUUUUUUUUUGGUAUUUAAAAUGGUACCGGUGUUCUUGGUUUCUGGCUUUGAAUCAGUCUGAAGUGUUGGAGAAAAUGUUACGCUGGAUUUAUAUAUGUGCACUCCUUACAUUAGUGCAUACUUUAGAUGAAAACGUUACUUCUACCACAUGUGUUGAAGCUGCUGAUAAACAUAGAUCGGCACUACUAGAUUGUCACGGAGGUUAUAUUUCCCACAUUUCAUUCGAAUCUGGCACAGGGAGAUGUUGGCAACAAGAUGGGCAAUGUAUUGGAAUGACGCUUCCAUCAAAAGCGAACUUCCUUGGUUGUCACUGGCGCAAAAGCUGUUAUAUCCUCUGGCCAACCGAACGGAUCUUUAGCCAGUAUUUUGUCGGAGGUUGCAUUGGCAAAAGACCAACUUUUAUGGCGGUCAGUUUUGAGUGUUUCAAACCAACCGAUUUCCUAGUUGGCUACGGCUACUUCAAGACACCGGGAUCAGAUAUAGAGCCUAAAACUUAUCUAAUCGACAUCUGUAGCAAGUUUAGAAGUGUUGGAUACAGUGAUGAAUCAUGUGACAAAAGACAAGGAUUUUCCGACUCAGGCGGUAUCAUCAGAAGCAACGCACAUUAUCCUUUGUUAAAUUUAUCACCUGAAAGAAAGUGUUCUGUGAAACUGUACUGGCCAAAAGGACAAAAGCUCCUUGUAGCCGUUCAUAGCGUUGACUUUCGUAAUAACGAUAGCCUAAUAAUUAUAAACAAUGGCAAGCCAGAAAAUGCCAAUUCUAAAAAAUCUUUCCAAUUCUCAGAGGGAAACGAAACUUUAUUUGUUUUUAGUGUAGGAGAGAAGUACUUUAUGAAAAUCGUCAGUGGUUUUCUACUUUGUUUCAAAUUUGUACCUAAAGAUGACCAGAGCUUUCAGGAUGCAUGUGCGAUAAUCAUGGAACCUGGAAAUGUAAGUCUAGUGAGUGGCGUGCAAGAUCCUUUCCAAGGGAUUGCAUCGGUAGAUUUGUUGCAGGAACCUUUGAAAUCUGAUUUGACUCCGUGCACUACAACAUCUCCUGCCACCGAACAAAUACCAAAACGUUGUUUAAAAAAGAAGCCAGGAAAAAAGAGAGACAAAUGUAUUAGAAAGCAAAAGAACAAGGAAAGGAAGCUUAAGAAGAAGAAACGGAAAAGAAAGAAAGGAAAAGGAAAGCGUGUUUUGGACAGGGAAAAGAAGGUUAAAGUAAUUAAAAUAAGUAGAAGAAGGCGAAACAAAUAGAUGAUGUUAAUGAAUAGAUAGAUAUGUAAAGAGAAUACAAAUCGAACAAGAAACGUUUCAUAUAUGACCAUGAAAAAAAUUCUGAGCAUCUAGAUAUUAGUUAAGGAAUUAGAUAGCUUGUAUAUUCUUUUGAACAUACUUAUGUUUGUAAGUGAUAACAUCAUAAAAAAGUAUAAUGCGGAUAAUGUGUUCAGGGAAAAUAUGGUAAAUAGUCUGGCAAUAAAAGAUGACAUAAUAACAUUGUUGUAUUUGCUCUGACUUGUUCACCUUUCUUACAUUCUCACAUCUUUUAUUUAUCACAAUAACAAUAAAAAGUCUGUAGAAGGCCAAAAAAACUAUGUUAUGUUUUUGUUUCUAUUGAAACAAAUAUUUGUGAAAGAAAACUUGUACAGUACUAAUCAUUAUACACAGCAUGUAAUAAGACGUGUAAUAACGUGGUGCUUUAAACGCGCUAUAUUAUCAAUAAAUUUGAACAAUUA